CGAGACUGCAUCGACAAGCGGUCGCGCGGCUCUUGUACUUGGAGCAGAGCUUUAUCAAUACGAUCGCUCACAGCGCACACACACAGCAGCUACUGUACCCAGUAUGCAAAUCGCAUGUAAGCUCGCUGCGCCUGUUUGCACUUUUGGUUGAGGAAGGCCACAACAACAUGCCUUCGCACGUCAACUCAAAGACGAUGGAGGAGCUCAGAAAGAAGUUCCUGAACCCACUCCUUCCCGUCGAAGCGCCUCAGCCCUCCGCAGUGGACAUGCUGACAGCGGUGCGCGCGAACCAUUGCUCCAAUAUGGUCGCUCGUGCGUCGGCGCAGGCCACGGCGGCCGCGCAGGCGGCGCCGCCACGACCCUCGCUGAACCGCCUGCAGUACGAGCGACAAAGCGCACCAGACGCCACGCCGCCGGCCGCGCCUCGCGAGCGGCAACGCGGGCAGCAGGGCGACAUCGAGGGUGACGAUUCCAGCACCGGCAGCGAUUCAAGCAGCAGCGACGACGCAGAGCAACGGACUGCUGACGAUGCCACACCAGCAGCCACCGCGGCGGCGCCCGGGGCGUCAAGGAGUGGCAGCUUACGAUCCGCCUUGUCUCUUGCCUCCACCUCCGCGUCAGCAGCAGCGUCUGCUGUGCCCUCCCCCUUCCGCUGCUGGUCACGCAUGUCGGCGACCGGCGAGGGUGCUCCCGCCAAUAGCGGCGGCGCCUAUGGCGCCUGCGGCGCCAGCCCCUUUGGCCACACCACCAUGCGCAUCGACCUGAACCAGGAGCGUAACAGCACCGGCAGCAUCCAUAACCAGGCGGCGCAGAUGCGCGGCGGCCUGAUGGGGAUGGGGCUGAGGCUGAGUGGCGGCGGGAGCGGAGGCGGCGUGGGUGCCGCCGCCGCCGCCCACUCUCUGUCCACAGACGGCAACGUCUUGUCGCCGGCAGCGGCGGGUUCCUGUCAUGCCGCAGCUGCUGCCGGCCCCGGGGCGGCUCCAAGGACGGCGACCGACAGCACACCCGCUGCCACCUCCACGCCCAUCUCACACUACCCGCUACGCUUCAGCUUCACCGACAGUAAGCUGCUAGCGCCUACGACCUCCGCGGCGGCGGCGUCAGCCACCGCCACACGUCAACAACCACAACCGCAGCUACAGCCGCCGCUCACAACUAUAACUGCCAGCUGUGGAGAUGGAGGCUCGCUGCCGUCGCCGCCGCUGCAGACGCGCCGCCGCAGUAGCUGCUCGCAGCUGUCGGUCCCGGCGUCUCUGCUGGCGGCGGCAGCAGCUGGCAGACACCAGCACCUGCCGCCGGCGGCGGGCGCGCCAACCAUAGACUUUAUGGCAGUGAUCAACGACGAUGAAGCGGCAUAUCCUGGUGACCAAGACGAGGAUCAAGAUCCUGAUUAUUCCCCUUCCUGGUAUCUGACGGGUGUUCCUGUCUCCAGCAGGCAGCCCGACCCUGCUGCAUACCUAGUGGCCGCAACAAAGGCGCCAUCAACCGCCACCGCCACCGCCGCUGCUGCGGUCACCGGCGCCGCUGCCACGCCGCUGCAGGCUCCGCAGCCGCCGUCUCCAUCGUCAGGCCGGAUGAGCGCUGACGGAGCCGCCCGGUUGCGCAGGCUUCGUCGCAUGUCCGCGCCAGACGCCUCCUUCCUCGACGUCAUGGGCGCGGCGGCGGCCGUCAAUGCGGCACAAGCGGCUGCCAACGCCGCGGCGGCCGCUGUAGCUGCUGCCUCUGCGCCACCAGCACCGGUGCCACCGUCACCGGCCCGUGGCGUUCCAGCCGCCUCUGCCGCCGCCACCCUUGCUGCCGCCACGGGCCCGCUGCCAGCGGCUCCGCCUCCAUCGCUGCUGCCGCCGGAGCUGCCGGCUGGCAGGAAUGGCAGCGCACGCAGCGCUUUCCGUGCGCAGCUCUCGGCACUCUCAGCACUCCUCUGUGACAACCCCGCAGGCCCGGCAUCGCCGGCGGCGCUGGCAUCUCCGGCUAGCACGGCUGCCACGGGCUCCGGUGCCAGCACGCCCCGAGCGCCGCCGCCGCCCUGGGUGGGGCACAUACGCUCCUCAACCCUGUUCUCGCCGCGCGGUGGCCACAGCCACAGCAGCAGCGGCUCUUCUGCCCCCAGCCCCCGCCGUUCACUGCUGCUCUCCCGCAGCCAGGCGUCACAACAGCCGCAGCAGCACGCGCCGUCACCGCUCCAGCCACAGCCGUCGCACGGCCUGCACGCCUCACCCCCGUCGCGUUCGGGCUCGACCGCAUCGAACAGCGGCAGCGCCAGCGCCGCCGCUGCGGCAGCCGGCCUUGUCGGGGGCAUGGCGCUUACGGCGGAGGAGGAGGCAGCACUCGCGAGUGAGGGCCGCCACAGCGACAGCAGCUUGCUGAUGGCAGCGGCACGAGGCGCCGCCAUGCAACGCCAAACAGCCGCCGCGGCCGCCGCCGCCGCCGCGUCGGGUACAUUUGCUAGCGGCGGCGCCCUGCGCCCAACGCAGCUGCUGCCGGCUGCGUGUUCCGCUGCCGCCUCCCCUGCUUCGUCGUUCAACGGCAGACAGCAUUCGGGUGGCUGGGUGAUUGGUUCCCCCUCGGCUGCUGCUGGUGGCUCGCCGCAACUGUCGCUACAGCAGUGCUCAGAUGACAUCUUCCUCUCCAGCGCGCGCGCGGGCGCCGCACGCCUGAGCCUGUUGGGCCCAGCUGCCGGCACCUCCACCAGCACGACACUGGUGAGACAUGCGCCUGCAACUGCGGCAGUAGCAGCCAUGCCGUCCCCGCUUAGCCAGCAACAAGCUUCUGCUGCGCAACAGCCGCAACAGCAGCAGCUGCUGCUUCGGCGUUCCUCCCUUGGGCGGGGCCCAUUGGACAUGGGGCCAAGCAGGCGGGCUGGGUGAGGAGCAGGUCCUGCAUGUGUGCUGUGCGGGCGUGUGAUUGGAGAGGUGCGGUACGCUAUUCGGAUGGACGGCGAUGCGGCAGAGCGGCAGAGCGGCAGAGUGGUAGUGCUGCAGAGCGGCAGAGCGGCAAAGUAGCGAAGUGGUAUGCACGAGCCGCCUGCACGCACGCGAGGUACCUAUCGGUGCACCGUGCCUGGCUGAAUGAUGUAAAUGAUGUACCAUCAUGAGGGUGUGCGUGCUGACAUGUUGGGCACACCCAUUGUAUCAUUGCAUGAAUGCAUGGUGUGUCAGGUGUGCUGCUUCAUUUAUGGUGGCCAGCAGAACGUCGAAUGCACUGUGCUUUGCGUUUAAGUUUCGCCACUUCAUCUACACACUUGAAGCCACGGGUGCUUGAAGCAAGGCAAGGCAUUGUGUGUGUGUUAUUGUUGUGACGCAAGCCUGUGCCAGUGUGCCUGUACCUUUACAUCGGAGACACGGACGCUCCGGUGCAUUUUCGUAAAGUACAUACUGUUCCCUUCAUGGAAGUCAGCCUAUGAGGCACGGUAACAGGGCGCUUCGCCGGUGCGUUGACAUGGGGUUGCUGUUGACUCAGGUUGGCUACGUACAGGCCUGGUCUGGACGUGGCCUGGACGGCUGGACCAUGGCUACGCCGCUACGUACCGGUGUAUGCAAACAACACAAUUGGAGUGCAGAGAAAGGGCCAAAGUCAUGUAACCAUCCACCGUGUGCACCUUCAUCUAAGCAUCUUCGGUAACCCUGUUGGGACCGUUGCAACUGAAGUCUUGUAACAUAACAGGGGA
Messenger RNA from Chlamydomonas reinhardtii, 3667 nucleotides. RefSeq lists its product as uncharacterized. The transcript has 2 exons. Bases 195 to 2867 code for a protein of 890 amino acids. Lineage: Eukaryota; Viridiplantae; Chlorophyta; Chlorophyceae; Chlamydomonadales; Chlamydomonadaceae. The record is from RefSeq and is a predicted model, not a curated record.